This is a messenger RNA of Carya illinoinensis, 673 nucleotides long. RefSeq names its product ubiquitin-conjugating enzyme E2 35-like. Gene Ontology annotation, cellular component: nucleus. The coding region runs from base 103 to 564 and encodes 153 amino acids. The transcript has 8 exons. Gene Ontology annotation, molecular function: ubiquitin conjugating enzyme activity. Gene Ontology annotation, biological process: DNA damage tolerance; protein K63-linked ubiquitination. The record is from RefSeq and is a predicted model, not a curated record. Lineage: Eukaryota; Viridiplantae; Streptophyta; Magnoliopsida; Fagales; Juglandaceae.
AAUGUCCAUACACCCACCUGCUGCGUUAUAUCUUCCCUGUUUUCUGCGUCAAGCUCUCCCUCUUCUCUCUCUCUCUCUCUCUAUAAUCUUCCAAAACGAUCAAUGGCUAUCAGUAAUCUACCCCGAAGAAUUAUUAAGGAAACCCAGCGGCUCCUCAGUGAACCAGCUCCUGGAAUAAGUGCCUCUCCUUCUGAGGACAACAUGAGAUAUUUUAAUGUUAUGAUUCUUGGUCCAGCUCAAUCUCCUUAUGAAGGUGGAGUUUUCAAGUUAGAAUUGUUUCUAUCUGAAGAGUACCCAAUGGCAGCUCCCAAGGUUCGGUUCCUGACCAAAAUAUAUCAUCCUAAUAUUGAUAAGCUUGGACGGAUAUGCCUUGAUAUUCUUAAAGACAAAUGGAGUCCAGCCCUCCAAAUCCGAACAGUAUUGCUGAGCAUCCAAGCUCUUUUAAGUGCUCCAAACCCUGAUGAUCCCCUUUCCGAGAACAUUGCAAAGCAUUGGAAGACAAAUGAAACUGAAGCUGUUGAGACAGCGAAGGAAUGGACUCGUUUAUAUGCAACCGGAGCUUGAUUUUGCUUGGAAGAUCAAUUUCUGAAGUGUAUGUUAAAACUAUAACAUGAGGACAUGACUUGUGAAUUGAUCAUAUGAUAGUUGAAAACUUCAAAGAACUUCAAAUUAA